AUGGCUGCUGAGCUGAGCGAAGUCGCCACUGGCAAGCAGAAGCAGAUGCCUUCUGACAACGGCGCCCGAAACCUUCUUUCUGACCUCGAUGACUUUCACCUGGUCUUCAACGAUGGCGAUCAAGGCGUGCAGAAACAAGCCGACGAAGAGAGUGGGAUGGAUUUCAUACUUGACACCAUGUUAACCCUCAACCUCGAUGCAACAAGCGGCGACAGCAGCCUAUACGAAACCUAUGAUACUCGUUUAGCAGCAAAAUACAACCCGCGCAACGUCACAGUGCUGCUCCGUGUGUGUUUCAACGACAAGUACGCAGCACCAACUUACAGUAUUCCCGGGCAUCGUGUGUUACCAAUGUGGCGCAACAUCCACUUCAUUGAGGAGCGAUUCCCAGUCACAUUCUCGAAAGUAUCCAAUGACAGCCUCCAAUACUCGCCCAUCCCUAUUGUCAGCAAACCCAUAUUCCUCCUCCAGGAGACCAGCUACCGAAAGAUAAAACUGCGUACAUCUCAAUGGAUCGGCACACUGUUUCCCCGCGACGGCCCAGCAUUUAUGCAGUGGCAGCAACGAAAUAUUCAAGUCGGUAAAGAGGCUGUGGUGAAGAUGGAAAUUCGCGUCCGAGCCGACGGCAUAACAGAGAAUUUCCGCUUCAUUCAGGAUGCAGGUGAAGCAAGAUCGUCACUCGAGGACCACAAAUAUGCCCAGCUGAAUCCAAGCUUAUCAAGCAACACGAUAUGUGACAUGCUCUACCGCAAAGGUCCUGCCCUUUCUGAAACUCUGACAGAGGACACUACCCUUGACUUCUUUCCCGAACGGCUUCGAAAGUACGGAUACAAGAGAGCCCGUUACUUCGAUCGGGCCGGUCCGGCAAAUCAACGAGAUCCAGGAACAGGUGCAACGGACAACACCAUGGGCGGCUUGAAGGCCGCGGCCAUGGAGUUAUGCCUGAGAUAG
Messenger RNA from Exophiala bonariae, 951 nucleotides. RefSeq lists its product as uncharacterized. Lineage: Eukaryota; Fungi; Ascomycota; Eurotiomycetes; Chaetothyriales; Herpotrichiellaceae. The record is from RefSeq and is a predicted model, not a curated record. The transcript has a single exon. Bases 1 to 951 code for a protein of 316 amino acids.